AAAUGAAAACAAAAAUAUAAACCAUAGCGCCGCUGCUCUCUGACCCUUCUAGCAAGAAAACUUUCGACUUUCUCGAGUCCCCCCCCCUUCAGCAACAGCUUUCGCCACAACUCUCUUUCUACCUCCGACGAGCUACUUUCUCCGGCGACGACAAUGGUUCUCGAGGUUAGUUACCGGCAGCUCAUCCCCUAAAUUUAUCCCGUCCCGACUCAUUUAUCCGGCCCACCGUCUGUCUUCUAGUAUCGAAUUCGAUUCAAUCGCGGCGAAACAUAAGCUUCGAUGAAAAACGGGUUCCUGUAUUUUUUUCUUACGAUUUGGUCUUGUUAUCAGGCGACUAUGAUAUGCAUUGACAAUUCCGAAUGGAUGCGUAACGGAGAUUACACUCCUUCCCGUUUCCAAGCGCAGGCCGAUGCCGUCAAUCUCAUCUGCGGCGCUAAAACUCAGGUACUUUCUUACAGAAGAGUUGAAUUUUAGGGUUUUUGCCCCUCGAUUUGGUUUGCAUGAUCUCUCUUGCUGCUUGGUUGGUCUCUGGUUUAAUGAUUUGAUUUGGAAACGUCGCAGUCGAACCCGGAGAAUACGGUAGGGAUCCUGACGAUGGCCGGGAAAGGAGUGCGUGUUUUGACUACUCCCACCACUGAUCUUGGGAAGCUCCUGGCUUGUAUGCAUGGUACGGGUAAUGUUACUGAAAACUUUGAGGUCGUUUAUACUUUAUAUACGGAAUUCGUGGUAUUUAGGUUAUGUGUUAUGAGUUGGGGAUAAAUGGCAUUCUGGACUGGUGGUUAUGGGAAAAAGUUCUCUAAUUUGUUGGUACGAGGUCAGAAAAUAUGUUAGAAGGUGGAAUGGUUUUAAAAUCUAAAUCUCGCUCUAACUUAGAUGUCUCACCCGAGCUGCAACUCUGCCUAUUUUGUAUAGUAGUGGGAACCUUAGUAUUGGGAUUCUGAUCACUGAUUGUAAGCAGAUUGCUACAGUUUUCUUCACGGUGACUUUUACAUCCUAAUAAUCGUUUUCAUCAGACCACUGGAAGUUUCUCAUUCUAGUUUCUCUACAGGUCUGGAAAUAGGAGGUGAAUUGAACAUUGCAUCUGCAAUCCAGAUUGCUCAAUUGGCUCUUAAGCAUCGUCAGAAUAAGAAUCAGAGACAAAGAAUCAUAGUAUUCGCUGGAAGGUAGCUCAUUUGUUUCUUUGAGGAGUUUAUUUGUUCGCUGAACCAUACAUCUGAACUCAAAACUACUUUGUUUUUAUCUGCACAUGUUUGCAGUCCAAUUAAAUAUGAUAAGAAGAUGCUUGAGUCCAUAGGCAAGAAACUGAAGAAGAGCAGUGUAUCUCUUGAUAUUGUCGAUUUUGGUGAAGAAGAUGAGGGGAAGCCUGAAAAAUUGGAGGCCCUCCUAACAGCCGUCAAUAACAAUGAUAGCAGCCAUAUAGUUCACAUUCCUCCUGGUCCGAAUGCCCUCUCUGAUGUUCUCAUCAGCACUCCUGUAUUCACCGGAGAUGGAGAAGGAGGAAGUGGCUUUGUGGCAGCCGGUCCAGCAGCUGGCGGUGAUUAUGAUUUCGGCGUUGAUCCUAACAUCGAUCCUGAGCUGGCACUUGCCCUUAGAGUUUCCAUGGAAGAGGAGAGGGCAAGGCAAGAAGCUGCUGCUAAAAGGGCUGCUGAGGAAGCUUCAAGCCAAAACCAAGGAGACGAACAAUCAUCCAAGUCACAGGAUACAACAAUGGCCGACACCACCGGAGCAUCGGCAGCAGUGGCUACUGAUGCUGCUGAACCAAUGAGUGAGGUGGAUGCACUGCUACAGCAAGCAAUUGCAUUGUCAAUGCAAACUCCUGCAUCGGAUUCAGCCGUCCGAGAUACUGAUAUGUCGGAGGCAAACAAUGAGGACCAGGACUUGGCAGCUGCGCUUCAAAUGUCCAUGCAGGAAGGUGAAAAGGAUUCAUCAGGUCAAAUGGAUAUGAGUGAGGUGCUAGAGGAUCAAGCCUUUGUGUCAUCAGUCCUUGCAUCGCUUCCUGGUGUUGACCCUAAUGAUCCUUCCGUCAAAGAUCUGCUUGCAUCUUUGCAUGGCAAGUCCGAGUCUUCUGAUCAGAAGAAGGAUGAAGAAAAUGCAGCAAAAGACGACGAGAAGUGAAGAAGUAGUCGCUCUUUUAUCUCUCUCCCAAGCGAUGUUUUCUUCUACAUCUGGGGCAUGGCGUCCAUGUAAACUUAUUUAUAUGCAUUUUCUAGCUGUAUUGUAUUUGAUCGCCGGGUAGUUAAUUUGGACAAGAAGGAUUGGAUGGAACUCUUUUGUUUCCCUUUCCAAUGCUAGUGAGUUCUCUUCUGAAAAUAACUAUAUAUUUUCAGCCGUGGCUAUGAUUGAACCAUAUGAUCGAAUUCCACCAGAAGCUUUCAGAAUUUCGCCCAACUUGCAAAAUGACACCCACUUGUUUCUCCUCCAAUGUACAGUGAGAGCUGAAGAAGUUCAUGAUUAUCUGCUCACCAAACCCAUCGAGUAGUUCCAUUAAGAAGCCGUCAUAGAUCAGGAGAAUUGAAACUCAAUUGGGAAAACCAGUUCAAUAAUUACUAAUUCAUACAACUACCAUCAAUAAGAAGGAUCAGUGGUGGCUGCCAAUAUAAUGAAUUAAGAAUUAAACC
This is a messenger RNA of Linum trigynum, 2618 nucleotides long. NCBI's taxonomy places the organism in Eukaryota, Viridiplantae, Streptophyta, Magnoliopsida, Malpighiales, Linaceae. The record is from the annotation of a GenBank genome assembly.